This is a messenger RNA of Acanthoscelides obtectus, 327 nucleotides long. Lineage: Eukaryota; Metazoa; Arthropoda; Insecta; Coleoptera; Chrysomelidae. The record is from the annotation of a GenBank genome assembly.
AUGCAACCUUCAAGAGACGAGAAUCCCUCAACAAGCACUAGAGACGUGGCUAGAGAAGUGCAAGUAUCAAAAACUAAAGUGUGGCAAACGCUGCGUGAUGAGGGGUUGUAUCCGUUUCACGUCCAACGUGUACAAGCUCUUCAACCUGACGAUUUUCCAGCAAGAGUGCGGUUUUGUCAGUGGUUGUUGCAUCAACAUGACAAUAAUCCGGACUUUUUGAAGUGCAUAUUGGUGACAGACGAAUCUACGUUCACGCGUAAUGGGGUGAAUAACUUUCGCAACACUCAUGUUUGGUCAGUAGAAAAUCCGCAGGCUGUCCGUCGGUGA